CUUAUCUUGCGCGGCUUCAUUACUGGGCACAGUAGCUAGAGCCGGCUGUAUCUUUUUAUCCUUGCUUUUUCAUCUGGAACCGCCGUUGAAAGCUUUGAAAGCUUCGUCCCAUCUCCAUCUCCACUCUCCUGCUUCUCCGCAUCACGUCUAUCAAAAUGUCGUCCUCCCGCAUCGGUCUCCGUUUCUUCCAGAAUUCCAGAGCUGCAUUCCGCAAUGCAUUCCGUCAGUCUGGUGCCCAGGCUCGUCGGUUCCAAAGCACAGAUGCAGGCGCUACGGCAGAACAACAGAGCACAUUCCAGCGUCUAUGGAACAGUCCCGUUGGCAUCAAGACGGUUCAUUUCUGGGCCCCUGUCAUGAAGUGGGGUCUCGUCAUCGCGGGUAUCUCCGACUUUCAGCGCCCCGUAGAGAAACUCUCUCUGACCCAGAACGCUGCCCUCACGGCUACCGGACUCAUCUGGACUCGCUGGUGCAUGAUCAUCAAACCGCGUAAUUAUCUUUUGGCUGCUGUCAACUUCUUCCUCGGCUGUGUCGGUAUCGUCCAGGUUGGUCGGAUUGCGCUGUACAGACGGAGUCUCAAGGGACCGGGGGAGGAAGCCAAGCAGGAGGUUGUGGAGGCUGCGAAAUGAGUUUGUAGACAGGAUGAGAAUGCAGUCUUGUUCUCUUCUUUUAUGUUAGAUUAUCUCGGGUAUUGAUAGAGAGGGAUUAUCAUAUUUUCUUUUCAUCUAUUGGAAUUAUCUAUUAAUAUGAAUAUAAGCACAAUAAUAGCCUGUUACCUCUGAACUGUUGCCAUUGCAGCCAUAUACCCGUCAAAGUCUCACUGACUUCAUU
This is a messenger RNA of Monascus purpureus, 828 nucleotides long. NCBI's taxonomy places the organism in Eukaryota, Fungi, Ascomycota, Eurotiomycetes, Eurotiales, Aspergillaceae. The record is from the annotation of a GenBank genome assembly.